Molecule: messenger RNA, 5096 nt
Organism: Fundulus heteroclitus (mummichog)
Lineage: Eukaryota; Metazoa; Chordata; Actinopteri; Cyprinodontiformes; Fundulidae
Gene: skic3
Product: tetratricopeptide repeat domain 37
Exons: 41
Coding region: 73-4788 (1571 amino acids)
Cellular component (GO): Ski complex
Molecular function (GO): protein binding
Source: RefSeq, a predicted model, not a curated record
UGAAAAACCCGUCACCUAGCAGCUAUUACUUCCGUGUCACUCGAGCGAACGCUCCAAUGGUCAAUGUAAACAAUGUCCAACAAAGAAGUGAAAGCCGCACUGAAAAGCGCCAGAGAGGCCAUUAACAACAAAGAGUUUAAAGAGGUGUUAAGGCACUGCAAGGCUGUUCUGAAACUCGAAAAGAACAAUUACAAUGCCUGGGUGUUCAUCGGCAAGGCAGCCAGCGAGCUGGAGCAACCCGACCAGUCACAAGCAGCUUAUAAAAAAGCAGCGGAGCUGGAGCCCGAGCAGCUGCUGGCCUGGCAGGGUUUAGCCAAUCUUUAUGAAAAUACUGAUCAGUGGGAUUUCAAAGAUGAGCUACCUAAUGUCUACCAGAAGCUUGUGGAGCUUUAUGCAAGGACGGAUAAAAACAAAAGCUACGACAUGAUCAAAAAGCUGUCCGAUAUUUAUCAGUCCGACAGGGAAUAUUUGAAGCUGGCUAAGGUUUGGCUCCAGCUCGUCCAGCUGAAGGAGGAAGAGGGCGCGGAUAAGAAGGAGCUGGUGCAGCUAUUGCAAAACAUGACCCAACUCCUCUCCGGCUGCUUCAGCGACAACGAGCAGGACAAUGAAACUCAACAGCAUCUGAUAACGGCGUUUGAGAAGGCCAUGGUGCUCACUGAGCCUGUGCCUGGAGAGGAGCACAGGAAGCUCUCGGCUGACUAUAUUAAAUGUCUUUCUAAACUGCCACACGAAGAGGCCAAAAUGAAAGAGGCAUGUCAUUCCAUGCUGUCUGCGUACCCGAGCCAAACCUACCCUCUAGAGGUCCUUUGCAAUCACUAUCUCAAAACAAAUAACAUGGAUGAGGAUGCAGUCAGCUGUUUUUCCCGACUACUGGAACUGGCCCCUAACAGCGGAUUGGGUCACUUGGGUCUCGGUACCAAGGCUCUCCUGGAGGGGCGGUAUAAAGAAGCUGUUGAUGACCUGACUAAGGGAAUAAAGCAGAUGAGCUCAGCAGCAGGAUGGUGCAGCCUGGCUGAGGCGCAGUUUAAAAUACACAGAUACUCCGACAGCGCUGCAUCAAGCUCACAAGGGCUGAACGUUUGUGCUAAAGAUGACAAACAGCUGAGGGACAAACUCCUUCGGCUGAAGCUGGAGGCUUUAGUGAGAUGUGAAGGAGAGCAAGCUGCCGAUCAGGCUUUGGAGGCAUUUUCACAGAUUACAGAGGCUGAAAAAGAUCCGGUUCUGUUAGCCCUGAAAGGCCGUGCAUACCUCAACAAAGGACAGACUGAUCAAACACUCAAGCUGUUGUCAGACCUCGAAGCCUCCCACCCAAACCUGUCUCAGGGAUUGUUUCUGAGAGGACUGGCACGUUUAGCUGAAGGUCAGCUUAAGCUGGCCGAGCAGAGCUUCUUACAGGCCGCAAAGGAGAGCCCAGACAGCGGGGAAUAUUUUUUCUUCCUUGGAAAACUGUACUGGGACAUGGGUUCAGAGACGCGUAAAGACCGCAGUAAAACUCAUACGCACUUGUUGAAGGCAGCAAAGCUAGAUCCGCACCUUGGCUGUGCGUUUCGCUACCUUGGCCAUUAUUACCGGGAGGUGGCAAAUGAUAACGCUCGGGCACAGGGGUGCUACAGGAAGGCCUUUCAGUUGAACAGCGAAGAUGCCGAGUCUGGCGCUGCUUCGGUGGAUCUCAGUAUGGGACAGGGAGAUAUGGACAGUGCCUUGGCCACGCUCGAGUCGGUGAUAGAGAAAGCCACGCCAGGCUCAGCUAAGUGGGCCUGGAUGAGGCGAGGCCUGUACUUCCUGAAGGUCGGAGAUCAUCAACAAGCUAUAUCUGACUUGCAGGCUGCUUUGAGGGCCGACCCCGAGGACUGGGUCUGUUGGGAAUGCCUAGGCGAGGCCUACCUCAACAGGCGGAGCUUCACGGCGGCUCUGAAAGCCUUCGGCAAAGCACAUCAGCUUCAGCCCGGCUCCAUCUACAGCGUCUACCAGGCGGCUGCCAUCAAGCAGACUUUGGGGAAGUUCAAGGAGGCAGUGGAUGAGUAUUUGCAGAUCACAACACAGCAGGACUACGUUCCCGCUCUCAAAGGCCUCGGGGAGUGCCAGCUGUCUUUGGCGAAGAGUUUAAUGGAGGACAGCAGAGACGGAGGAGCUAUUGACCUCAUUCAACAAGCCAUACACAACCUCUUCAGGGCUGUGCAGCGGCGACCGGACCUGUCUUGUUUGUGGAAGCUGCUGGGAGACGCUUGCACUGCUGUUAGAGUUGUUUCGCCCAACAGGGCUCAGGUCGCCGUGCUGACCUUACUCUCUGGGUUUGACGCCAGCACACAGGACCGCAAGUUGAACCAAGCUCAGACACUGAAAGCUGGGGAGAGGUGUUACGCUCACGCUCUGAAGUUGAUGCCUGAGGUUGCCAGCCUUUGGUAUGACUUAGGGUUCAAUUAUUACUACCAGGCCACUAUCUCACCUUGCCCUACAGACGAACACCAAAACUGCCCCUCUCUGAGCCUGAAGAAGGCGCAGCAGUGCUUGAAAAAAGCUAUCCAGAUGGACAGUGGGAACUAUAGCUACUGGAAUGCCUUGGGAGUGAUUUCUAUGUGCAAAGGUCUGGAGAGCUAUGCUUUGGCUCAGCAUUGCUUCAUCAAGUCCAUACAGGCUGAGCCCAAUAAUGUUGUCGCCUGGACCAACCUCGGUACGCUGUAUCUAAAAAAGGACAAUAUAGAGCUUGCACAUGAAGCCUUCAAAAUUGCACAGUCUUUGGAGCCGCUGUAUGUCAACUGCUGGAUUGGACAGGCGCUGAUCGCAGAACGUGUGGGAAGCUACGACACUAUGGAUCUAUUCAGGCACACCACUGAACUCAGCACACAUAUGGAAGGCGUCAAAGGUUAUGCCUACUGGGUGUGUUGUACCCUUCUGGAUAAGAGUAACAGAGACAGUGAACUGUACCGCUACAACAUUGUGCAAAUGAACGCCACCUCUGCCGCUCAUGUAGCACUCUGCAAGUACACAGAAAGAAUCCAGUCUGACCCAGAUGCCUUCAUUAUGCUGGGUUACCUUAAUGAACAUCUACAGCUCAAGAGGCAGGCCUUACAGGCAUACCAAAGAGCUGUUGAACUGCUUCAGUCCUCAUCCUCUUCAGACGUGUCGGUCUUUGCCCUUGGCAGCUAUGCGCGCGCUUUAUGCAACUCGGGCCAAUGGGAGGAAGCGGUGCAGGUUUAUAAGUCCACUCCACUUCAGGAUCUUAGUGACCUGGUAGGGCUGGCUCUGGCCUACUGCAGGGCGGGACUCGUCCCAGAAAGCAUUAGCGCGUAUGAGCGUGCCUUGGCUGCGGCUUCCAACGAGAAGGAGAAGGCGUAUAUCUUGACUGCUCUGGCCUUGCUGCAGCACCGACAGGGCAACCUAGACUCUGCCAAGACUCUGCUUUUCAAAUGCUCAGUGUUGAAGGAGCCGAUCUCAGAGUCUCUGCUGUGCUUGUGUGCGCUGGGACUGGUCCAUAGAGAUGCUACGCUGGCUGCUGCCGCCCUGGCUGAGCUGCUGAAGCAAGGCGCAGCCUCAGGGAGGGUGGUGGAGCAGCGGUGUCUGCUCAGCUGCUCCCUGCUGGCCCUUCAGGGCAACUACAGCGCAGUACAAAGAGAGGCCUCCAGAGCUGUGCACAGCAAUCCUGGAAAUCCAUCUCUUUGGGCUCUUCUGUCCAGAGUCACACCGCAGUACUUCCCCAGAAAGGCACGGGGGGGUGCAGUAGCCGGCCACAUUGCCUGUCUGUUUAGUAUGACUCAGGGGAAGAGGGCGCUGUUGUACAGUGGCGUGAACCAAUUGGCUUGUGGGAGACAUAGCGGAGAGGAUCCUCACAGGAAUGCGCUGAAGACCAUGCAGAAAGCUGUUCUGCUCUGUCCCGACGAUCCAGCAGCAUGGGCAGGAUUAAUGGCAGCCUGUCACACUGAAAACACCUCCUGUUAUCUUUCUGGCUCUACUCCUCGCAGACAUUCCUUGGAACUCACUCUGAUGUCCGUGGUUUCUGAGAAAGUGCGCAGCGUGGAGGAGAUGGCGCGCCCUCUAGCCCAGGCUCUGGAAGGCUGGGUGCUACAGCAGGCUGUGGCUGGUCUAGUGCAACAAGGACAGCUGGAGCAGGCCGAGGCCCUCUGCAUGCAGGUUCUCAAUGUGUCCCCCGAGCACCCAGCAGUGGUGCUGUCGCUGACACAGGUCCAGUGUCAGCGCCUCCUCGUGACGGACGGCGGCACUGUCCUUCCAGAGCAGGUCCUGGAGCAGCUGAACAAAGCUGUGAUGAUGAACCCUACCAACCUUGGAGCUUGGCAUUGGCUGGCUGAGGUGUAUCGUAGCCAGGGCCUCCUGGUUCAGGCUGUAAUGGCCUAUAGACAGAGUCUGCAGCUUGCUCUGCAGCUCGGUGCGCACAGCUUCCAGGUCGGCAGCCUGCUCCGACUGGCUCUGCUGGCCCUUGGACCCUGUAUGGCUGGAGUCCCUGGAAAUGACUGGAAGGAUCUUGUGAUGGAAGCCACUACAGAGGUUUUGAAGCUGGGCUCUUCUCCCAUGGCCCUCCUCUUCCAGGCCUUACUCCAGUAUGUGACCAAGAUGGCUGCAAGGGAAACGAGGCGUUUGCUGGAGAGGCUGGUUUACGGUUCAUCUGGUGACUUCCCGGUGACAGUGGUGCAGGUGGCGAGUUGGUACCUGCUCAGGCACCUGCUUGCCAAAAAUGACCAGGAACUCGUCAAUGUUCUGCUGCAACAUGCCAAAAUGAAUGGAAAUCAAAGGCUUCUGGCGUUUUACUCAGAGCUAACAUCUUCCUCAUCCUGAACGCUGCACCUGCAUCUUUUUGCAUGUAAUCAAAUGAGCAGAUAAGCGGGUUUCUCCAUAAGCAAGCCAUCAAUUAACUUUAUUUUUUAUUUUAUUUUUUGCAGACGUUGCAAAACAUGAAUGUAAGGCAUCGUGAAUCAAGACUUCAAAAUUAUGGUUUUAUUUACAUUGUUUUAUUUCAUUUUAUUCUUCUUUGGAUUCUGAAAAUGAAAUCAGAUUUUUUUUAUUACUAAAGUCAUAACAUAUUUCCUAAAACCAUGCAACCCAGUCCACAUUCAGCAUGAAAUAAAGACACUUUGCUCCUCAUA